This is a messenger RNA of Melospiza georgiana, 885 nucleotides long. RefSeq names its product TatD DNase domain containing 3 (gene TATDN3). The transcript is spliced from 10 exons. NCBI's taxonomy places the organism in Eukaryota, Metazoa, Chordata, Aves, Passeriformes, Passerellidae. The coding region runs from base 1 to 813 and encodes 270 amino acids. The record is from RefSeq and is a predicted model, not a curated record. Gene Ontology annotation, molecular function: hydrolase activity, acting on ester bonds.
AUGGCGGGGCCGGUGGACUGUCACUGCCACCUGGCCGCGGCCUGCUUCCAGCCGGACGUGGCGGCCGUGGUGCGGGCGGCGGAGCAGGCGGCCGUGUCGGCGCUGGUGGUGGUGUCGGAGCAGGCGAGCGAGUUCCGGAGCGUCGUGGAGCUGUCCGAGAGAUUCCCAGGGUUUGUCUUGCCAUGCCUGGGAGUUCACCCCGUUCAAGAGAUUUCUCCAGAGGAGCAGCGCAGUGUUACUUUGAAGGAUCUGGAUGCUGCACUGCCUCUUAUAGAACGUUACAAAGACAAGUUGGUGGGGAUUGGAGAAGUUGGACUAGAUUUCACUCCCAGAUUUGCCAGCACUGAUGAACAGAAGGAAGGACAAAGACAGGUUUUGAUCAAGCAGAUUGAGCUGGCAAGAAGACUGGAUUUGCCAUUAAAUGUUCAUUCCCGCUCAGCUGGAAGACCAACCAUCAAUCUCCUGAAGGAACAAGGUGCUACCAAGGUGUUGCUCCAUGCCUUUGAUGGGAAGCCAUCUGUAGCCAUGGAAGGGGUGAGAGCUGGAUACUACUUCUCCAUUCCUCCUUCCAUUGUAAGGAGUGAACAGAAGCAGAAGCUUGUGAAACAGCUGCCACUAGAAAGUAUGUGCUUGGAAACUGAUUCUCCUGCUCUGGGGCCUGAAAAACAGGUGAGAAAUGAACCCAAAAACAUUUACAUUGCUGCUGAAUACAUUGCCAAAAUUAAAGGAAUUCCAGUUGGAGAAGUUAUAGAAGUGACUACACAGAAUGCACUAAAAGUAUUCCCUAAACUUCAGCACUUUAUUCGGAUAUAGAUUCAGAAACUGAAAUAUAUGAUGUUGCAGAAAGUAUUACUUGUGGUGUAAUUAAUAAAACCAAUUGUUGUA